CUGAUCAAUGACAUAGAAUCCAAAAGCCCUGAAAACAAUGGGUCUGCCCUCAAGGAUUACAUCAAUGCUGUCAUUGGAAGCGAGAACUUCAAAGAGCUUAAGGCUGAGUUUGCACGUUUCCACUCCGAGCGAGCCAAAUUAGCAAAAGAAUACCACAGCUCUUUUAGCGACAAGCUCGACCGAACUGCCGCAGAGCUUAGAAAGAGUGCUACGAUAGCCUCCAAACUCAUGAACGACUUGACAGGAUACACAAAGAUCAACAAACUGAAGGAGAAGAUAGUGGAAAACGAACAGAAGAUGAGAGAUUUAAGAGCCUUGAUCAGCGAAAGCAAGCAGAAUUAUGCACGUGCUCUUGAAGAACAGACAUCAGCACAGAAACAUAUCAACGAGCUUCUUGAACGGAAACACAGCUGGAGUUCUCAGGAUCUCGAGAAAUUUACGAAUCUCUACAGAAACGGCCAUGAAUUGGAGCGCCGCGUGGAAGCGAACUUUAACAAAGUGGCAGAAUUGGAGGCCAAGGAGAACGAUUUGCACAAUGAAUUGAUUCAGAGCAUUAUGGAGAGGUAUCACGAAGAGCAGGUGUGGUCCGACAAGAUUCGACAGUUUUCUACGUGGGGUACCAUCUUCAUCGUGUGUGUAAACUUGUUGCUGAUGCUUUUAGUGCAGCUGUUAUUCGAGCCUUGGAAAAGAUAUAGACUUCUGAGCUCUUUCGAAUCGAAAGUUAAAGAGCUUUUUGAGACCCAGGGACUAGAGAACUGGGACAAACUGAAAUCUGGAUUGCAGAACAUCGAGCGCAGACUCGACAAGUUCGAGCAUGUUGAAGGCAUACUACCUGCCGAUUUCUCUUGGAGUAGCAUAAGACAGUGGGCCACCAAGCUGAGACUUAUCUUUUUCAGCGACAAAUUCUACAAGCUUGAUGUGUCGUCGGUGGAAUUGACUGCAUUCUGUGGCGCAAUCAGCUCUAUCUUCCUCAUCCUAGGCAUGGUUCUGUCUAGACUUCUCUUAUAG
Molecule: messenger RNA, 1008 nt
Organism: Ogataea parapolymorpha DL-1
Lineage: Eukaryota; Fungi; Ascomycota; Pichiomycetes; Pichiales; Pichiaceae
Exons: 1
Biological process (GO): inner mitochondrial membrane organization
Cellular component (GO): mitochondrial inner membrane
Source: RefSeq, a predicted model, not a curated record